Messenger RNA from Nanorana parkeri, 1362 nucleotides. RefSeq names its product UDP-GlcNAc:betaGal beta-1,3-N-acetylglucosaminyltransferase 7-like. NCBI's taxonomy places the organism in Eukaryota, Metazoa, Chordata, Amphibia, Anura, Dicroglossidae. Gene Ontology annotation, molecular function: hexosyltransferase activity. The transcript has a single exon. Bases 28 to 1362 code for a protein of 444 amino acids. Gene Ontology annotation, cellular component: membrane. The record is from RefSeq and is a predicted model, not a curated record.
AAUGUAGAUAUUGUGCAUCUCCUUUACAUGCAUUUUCUAGAGACGUGGUUUUUGCAGACAUGCUACACAGACCUCUACCACAGAUCCCGAAGCUGUAGGGGACAAGGGGACAGAAGGGACCUGACAGCCAAGGAGGUCUUCCCCCUCACCAGCUCCGGAAUGGAGUAUUUGUUCAAAAGAAGGAGAGUCCUGAAAACUUGUAUAACUUUGUCUUUGGUGUUUGCCACACUGGUGACUAUUCAUAAACUAAAACUAGUGGAGGAAGGGGCAAAAGGCAGCUUGGCAUUUCACACCAGGAUCAUGCAUGAGUGGCUACAGCCGGACAAUAGCUCCUCAAAGAGUAACAGCGACAGGACUGGUAAUCCUAGAAUUCCUGAAGCCGUGGACCUACCACCACCAAGGUGGGACAUUAACGAAAGCAGAUGCCCUGAAAAUACAGCUUUAAGGAGGCAACCCUGGUUCAAGCACGUGGACCCAAGGUUCCAUCAGUUCAUCUUCCACAGGCAUUGCAGAUAUUUCCCACUGCUGCUCAACCACCCUGAAAAAUGCCAAGGAGAUAUUCACCUACUCAUAGUGGUCAAGUCCAUAAUUGAGCAACACGACCGACGGGAUGCUGUGAGAAGGACUUGGGGCAAAGAGAAGGAGGUUGACGGGAAGAAAAUCAGGACCCUUUUCCUCUUGGGGACCACAUCUACAGGGAAAGACCACUGGAACCUCCAGAGACUUAUUGAGCAGGAGGACCACAUUUACGGAGACAUCCUUCAGUGGGAUUUCAUGGAUACCUUCUUCAACUUGACCCUUAAAGAAGUCAACUUCCUAAAGUGGUUCCACAUCUACUGCCCUAGCGUGGAGUUUAUUUUCAAAGGCGAUGAUGACAUUUUUGUGAACACUGAAAACGUUUUAGAUUUCAUAGCCUUCAAGAAGGACGACCCCUUGUUGCCUAGCUUAUUCGUAGGGGAUAUCAUUUCUCGAGCAGUUCCCAUUAGGAACAAACAGAGCAAAUACUUUAUCCCCAAAGAACUGUACGACAAACCCUACCCAGUAUAUGCUGGUGGUGGGGGAUUCCUAAUGGCUUCUCCCUUAGCUAGAAGACUGUUUGUAGCCUCUGAGGGCAUACAGUUGUUUCCCAUUGACGACGUGUUUUUGGGACUGUGCCUAAAGUCCAUAGGAGUAGAGCCCAAGUUACAUCCCGGGUUUAGGACAUUUGGAAUUAGUAAGAAAAAAUCUAGCGCGAUGAAUAAGGACCCUUGUUUCUACAAGAGCUUGUUGGUGGUCCACAAGCUCAGCUCGCAGGAUCUCCUUAAAAUGUGGGAGGUUGUCCACCAUGAAAAAAUCAACUGUGGUAAAGAGGUUCAUUUUUAA